AUGGACCUGCCAUCUAUGCCUAAAGAAAAUUUAGUUGAUUUGCAACAUAUCGCUGACGGAGCGACUAAACACAUCAAAGCAUUGGAAGCCCUCGGGCGUCCUACUUUACAUUGGGACGACUUAAUCGUGCAUGUUUUAAGCUCCAAAUUAGAUACACUCACAAUGCGAGAGUGGCAAUCGUCACUGACCGGUACAAACCCUCCUACGUUCGAGAAAUUUAACGAUUUCAUAAUUCGUCGAUGUCAAAUGCUUGAGGCCACGGGAAAAACAAUUUCUUUGUGCAACAAAAACGUUAAUAAGCAGUCCAGUUUAAAGCGUCAAGCCUCAUGUGUCGCGACGGUCAAGCCUAAAUGUAAUUUUUGUAAUGGCGAUCACGCCAUAUAUUAUUGCAAAGAUUUUUUAGCAUUAUCAGUACCGCAGAGGAUAACGGAGAUUCGCAAUCGAAAAAUUUGCGGCAAUUGCAUGCGUUCUUCGUCUCAUGCGUCCGCCAAAUGCACAUCAAAGGGUUGCAGGAUAUGUGACGCCAAACACAACACGUUACUACAUUUGGCAAACAAUGCAAGCGGAAUACAGGAAGUCGAAUCAACUAAGGCCAAAAAGACAAAUUCCGUAAGCUCAUCGACGACGCUGGUGACGCACGCCUACAGCAACAACAUUAAAAAUCACAUCAUGCUCUCAACCGCAGUAAUUAACGCUUCCCACGCCAAUGGAUCAACAAGAACUUGCCAUCGAAUCACAGGUGACCUUCCGGCUUUCACUAUUAAGCGAGAAGCAUAUAACCUUCCUCGCAACAUCAAAUUAGCAGAUCCGGAGUUCGACAUUUCGUCUAGCAUUGAUAUAUUGAUUGGAGCCGAGGUAUUUUUGAAAUUAUUAUGCGUGGGACAAAUCAGGGCCUCCUCCGAACACCCGACAUUGCAAAAGACGCAAUUCGGUUGGAUACUGGCUGGUCGUUUAAAUAAUCUACCAAUGACCACGCAUAACGUACAAUCUUUUCACGCAACUUUCACUAACAAUCAACUGCAUGACCAAUUAUCAAAGUUUUGGGAUGUAGAGGACCCUCGUAUUGUUGCCGAGCACAUCAAGGCAGAAGCAUUGUGUGAGGAUCAUUUUUUGGCUAACACUUCUCAAGACUCUUAUGGUAGAUACACAGUCAAAGUUCCAGUUAACGAGUCAUUGAUCAAUCAGCUUGGAGACUCAAAGAGCAUAGCCUUGAAACGCUUGCAAAACUUGGAAAAACGCUUUUGUCGAGAGCCCGCACUAAAAGAACAAUAUGCACGGUUCAUUUCCGAGUAUUUAUCUCUAGGCCAUAUGAAGCAAGUAAACGAAUUGCCGAACGAACACGAGCAGUCUUAUUAUUUGCCACACCAUUGCGUGUUCAAAGGCUCAGAACCAUCGUCGAAGAUUCGCGUCGUUUUUUACGCUUCAUGCAAGAGCGCAUCAGGCGUGUCAUUAAACAAUGCCUUAAGCGUCGGCCCGGUUGUGCAACAAGAUUUAACGUCAAUCUUACUGCGAUUCCUCACCUACGAAACGUCCUCGGCAUCCUUCUUGGCCACAAGAUGUUUAAAGGAUUUGGCUGAGCGGCACACAUUAAAAUUCCCAGUUGGGUCGACACACUUUCUACACGAUUUCUACGUCGACGACAUACUCACUAGAGCAGACAGCAUCCAGAAGACCAAAUCGAUUUGGGAUGAAAUAAUACAAUUAUUGAAGCUGGGAUCGUUCGAGCUCAGCAAGUGGGCUUCAACUCACCCACAGUUAUUAGAUUCGCUUGAUAACCAAAGCGAUAAGCCGAUCCCUAUCGAGGAUAAAACUAUCUCUCAUAUUCUAGGGAUACAAUGGAAUCAAGACGCUGACACAUUUCAUUUUUCAUACACGCCCUAUGCAGAACACAAGGCCAAACUGGACGUACAGUGGGAUGAAUCUCCGCCGUUGCACAUACAUACUCGUUGGUCAACGAUCAAGUCGCAGCUGGUGGAAUUAAAUCAAUUAACAAUACCACGUCGAGUCAAGUUCGACGCCAAUUCACAGGCCAUCCAGAUACAUGGAUUCUGCGAUGCGAGCCAACACGCCUACGGAGCCUGCGUAUACAUUAGAACGGGAAAGAAUCUCAGCAAUUAUCGCCAUAUCGCUACCGCGUCUAGAACUUUUGGCGGCCCUGCUAUUGGCACGUCUCAUCGAGAAGAUCCAAGCGGCGAUAGAUAUGUUGGACAUCUAAAUAUACCUCUGGUCGGAUUCAACCAUCACUUCGAAUUGGAUAGCAUCGCCAUCUCGCAAAUGGGCUGUUUUGUUGCCAAUCAAGUGGGAGAAAUCCAGCGAUUAACCGGGUCAAAAUGCUGGCGUCAUGUACCGUCAGCUCAGAAUCCAGCCGACAUGCUGUCACGAGGAUUCAAUCCUCGUGAUUUAAUCAACGCUAGUACUUGGUGGCAUGGACCAAACUUCCUUCAGCUUGAUCAAGAACACUGGCCAAGCAAUGAUUUUUCUCAGCUGGGCAAGGACGCUCCUGAAAUGCGAAAGGUGUUCACUACCACCACUAUUGUCGAUUGUGACAUAGUCGACAAAUUGUUAAGCAAGUAUUCCAACCUGAACAAGGCCUGUCGUAUUUUAGCUUACUGCUUGAGAUUUGUAAAGACAACCCAAGAAUGCAAGGCGUUAACCAACGGCAAAACUAUCAAUCCAUCUAGCAAGAUUUUAUCUUUGUCUCCGUUUAUGGACAAACAAGGAUUAGUUUAUGUAGGGGGCAGAUUGAAGAAUUCAAAUUUGUCUUUCGCGGCAUGUCAUCCUAUACUUUUACCUCGUGAUCAACAAUUAACAAAACGAAUAAUAAUGCGAGAGCAUAUACGCAACAUGCAUGCAGGAACCCAAGCUAAUAUGGCUGCCGUCAGACAGCAGUUCUGGCCUCUAUCUUUGAGAUCCGCUGCACGUAAAAUCAUUUUAGGUUGUGUAAAAUGUUUUAAGGUCAAGCCUACGUUUUCUGAAGCUUUAAUGACUUCCUUGCCCGCGGGUCGCGUAACAGUUUUGAAGCCAUUCUCGCAUUGUGGAGUUGAUUACGCGAGCCCUAUAAUAUUAAAGGAGAAUAAACGUCGAAAUGCGCGAAACUAUAAGGCAUACAUAUCCCUUUUUGUUUGUUUUGCGACUAAGGCGAUACACUUAGAAGUAGUAAAUGAUCUAACCACUGAAACAUUUAUAGCCGCUUUCAAGCGGUUCAUAUUGCGUAGGGGGAAACCAUCUCACAUGUAUUCCGAUAACGGAACUACCUUCGUCGGCGCUCAAAAUCAGCUUAAGGAAUUCUUUGAAUUUCUAAAUAAAGACCGAACGCAGGACGAUGUAAAACAAUUCCUUCGCGAUCAACAAAUUAGCUGGAACUUCAUUCCUCCUCACUCGCCACACUGCGGGGGUUUAUGGGAAGCAGCGGUGAAAUCUGCGAAAUACCAUAUGACGCGCGUUAUUGGUAACGCUCAUUUAACGUUUGAGGAGAUGCAAACAAUUCUCUGCGAAAUAGAAGCAAUUUUGAACUCACGUCCUAUCACCGCGUUAAGCACAGAUCCAAAUGAUCUUUCUUAUAUAAGUCACUUCCUGAUUGGCGCCGCUAUGAAUAGUUCCCCUUGUCCCGACCUAGGUGAUGUAAACGAGAAUCGCUUGGUACGAUGGGAGCGAGUGGAGCAGCUCAGACAACACUUUUGGCGCAGGUGGAGCUGUGAAUAUUUAAAUUCACUACAAUCCCGCUCGAAGUGGAAGUCUGAUAAGGGUCCUCAAUUGCAACCAGAUCAAAUAGUGCUUUUAAAACAGCCAAACUUCGCUCCGUUGCAUUGGCUGCUAGGGCGCGUGACAGAAAUUCACGUCGGAGCAGACGGGAUUCCGCGCACUGCGACUGUUAGAACCACCAAAGGUUCUUUUACGCGAUCUUUGUCUAGCUCGCAAUAG
Messenger RNA from Nylanderia fulva, 3921 nucleotides. NCBI's taxonomy places the organism in Eukaryota, Metazoa, Arthropoda, Insecta, Hymenoptera, Formicidae. The record is from RefSeq and is a predicted model, not a curated record.